CUCAGUUGUGAGAACGGGUCGUGUUGAUUUCAGAUGCCAUCAUGGCGCACACUUCCCCAGUCAAAGAGCACCCGUACAGCCAUCUAAUCGACACACUGAAAGAUGGCCAGAUCAAGUUCUUCAAUCCGUACAAAUUAAACGAUCCAAGAUAUGACAAGCUGCCUCUAUCCAUCCGCGUCUUACUGGAGGCAGCAAUUCGUAACUGUGAUGGGUUUUACACAAAAGAAGACGACGUCCAGAACAUUUUGCACUGGCAGCAGCAGCAGAAUAAAGCCGAGGUGCCGUUUUCUCCCGCUCGGGUCCUUCUGCAGGACUUCACUGGUAUUCCUGCGAUGGUGGACCUGGCAGCCAUGAGGGAUGCUGUGGCCAAACAUGGUGUGGAUCCCAGCCUAGUCAAUCCUAAAUGCCCGACAGACCUCAUAGUAGACCACUCAUUACAGAUUGAUUAUAGCAAAUGUGCCAUACAAAAUGCUCCCAAUCCUGGUGGAGGGGACAGUCCAAGCCAGGGCCCCUCUCGCUCAGCACACUCUAGGCCUCCGUCCAGAGGGGGCUCACAGUGCGGAGGCCAGCGGGGCUCCUGCAGUAAAGUGGCCUGCAGCGACCCUCCGGGCUCCCCGGGCCAACCUCCAGCCUCUGUCCAGCAGAUUGAGAACACACCUCUCCUCUGCCCUUUCCACCUGCAGCCCGUCUCUGAAGUUGAAACAACUUUGAAAAAUCAGGAAAUGGAACUGAUCAGAAACAAAGAGAGGCUUCAGUUCUUUAAAUGGUGUUCAAAAGCAUUUAAGAAUGUGAAUGUGGUUCCUCCGGACGUUGGCGCAGUCCACCAGGUGAACUUGGAGUAUCUGUCCAGAGUGGUGCAGGUCAGCGAUGGUUUCAUCUACCCUGACAGCGUGGUGGGAACUGACUCUCACACCACCAUGAUCAAUGGCUUGGGCAUCCUUGGCUGGGGUGUCGGGGGAAUUGAGUCCGAAGCCAUAAUGCUGGGCCAACCAGUGUCUCUAACCCUCCCUCAAGUGGUGGGCUGUAAACUGGUGGGCUCCAUUAACCCAAUGACCACAUCCAUAGACGUCGUCCUUGGCAUCACAAAGCACUUACGGCAAGCUGGGAUCGCUGGGAAGUUUGUUGAGUUUUUUGGACCUGGUGUCUCCCAGCUGUCAGCCCCUGACCGAACCACCAUUGCCAACAUGUGCCCAGAAUACAACGCUACUGUCAGCUUCUUCCCUGUUGACCAAGUCACACUCAAGCACUUUAAAAAGACGAAUUUUACCCGGGAAAAACUUGAAUUGUUGGAGUCUUACAUGAAGGCUGUAAAACUUUUCCGAAGCUAUGAAGACCCCUCGGAAGACCCCCAGUACUCUGAGGUGAUUGAGAUCAACCUGAGCUCCAUUGUGCCCUACGUGAGUGGACCGAAGAGGCCACAGGACAGAGUGGCAGUCAGCUGCAUGAAAGAAGACUUCCAGAGCUGUCUUGAUGAGAAGGUGGGUUUUAAAGGCUUCCACAUUUCUAAGGAAAAGCAGGAGACCCGUGUUCCUUUCUUGCACUGCGGUCAGGAAUACCAGCUGGGUCACGGCUCAGUGGUCAUCGCUGCUGUCAUCAGCUGCACUAACAACUGCAACCCAUCUGUUAUGCUGACUGCAGGGCUUCUGGCCAGAAAGGCUGUAGAGGCCGGGCUUGUUGUCAAGCCUUAUAUUCGGACCAGCCUGGCUCCUGGAAGCGGCAUGGUCACGCACUACCUCAAUGCCAGUGGAGUCUUGCCUUACUUCAAUCAGCUGGGGUUUGAGGUGAUUGGUUAUGGUUGUGCCACAUGUGUGGGGAACACGGCGCCAUUACCAGAAGCUGUUGUGGAUGCAAUCAAACAGGGGGAUCUGGUGGCCUGCGGUGUGCUAUCCGGCAACAGGCACUUUGAAGGUCGCCUGUGCGACUGUGUGCGUGCCAAUUACUUGGCUUCCCCUCCCUUGGUGGUGGCUUAUGCAAUUGCAGGCACUGUAGGACUCGACUUUGAGAAGGAGCCUUUAGGUUUGACAUCAGAGGGGAACGAGGUGUACCUACGAGAUAUCUGGCCGUCCAGAGAGGAGGUCCAACAGAUCGAAGAGGACAUGGUCAUCUCCUCCAUCUUUAAGGAUCUAAGGGGAAGGAUGGAGAAAGGGAACACAUUUUGGAACAACAUUGAAUGUCCAGACUCUGUACUUUUCCCCUGGGAUCACAAGUCCACUUAUAUCCGAUCACCAUCUUUCUUUAGCAAAUUGAGUAAAGAGGUGCCUCCUCCUCAGUCAAUAGAAAACGCACAUGCCUUACUCUUCCUUGGGGACAAAGUGACCACGGACCACAUCUCACCAGCAGGCAGCAUUGCAAGAGUCAGCGCUGCUGCCAAGUACCUAAUGAGCAAACGACUGACACCGCGGGAAUUUAAUUCAUAUGGCGCUCGCAGAGGGAACGACGCCGUGAUGACCAGAGGCACGUUUGCCAGCAUCAAGCUCCAAAAUCGAUUCAUCGGCAAACCAGGCCCGAAGACUUUGCACAUUCCGUCAGGCCAGACACUGGAUGUCUUUGAGGCAGCUGAUCGCUAUCAGAGAGACUCCAUUCCCCUCAUCAUCCUGGCAGGCAAAGACUACGGCUCUGGAAACUCCAGGGACUGGGUCGCCAAAGGACCGUACUUGCUGGGGGUGCGUGCGGUCAUCGCUGAAAGCUUUGAGAAGCUGCACAAGAACCAGCUGGUGGGAAUGGGCAUCAUGCCGCUCCAGUUCCUGUCAGGCCAGAACGCUGACUCACUGGAGCUCAGCGGGAAGGAAAGGUUCAGCAUCACCCUGCCGGAGAGCCUGAGUCCGAUGCAGCAGCUCACUGUCAAGACCAGUCAAGGAAAGUCCUUCUGUGUCACCGCACUGUUUGACACUGACAUGGACGUUAUCUUGUUCCAGCACGGAGGGCUUCUCAGAUAUGUUGCCCGGACUUUGCUCUGAAACGGCCUGCAGCCCUGCUUCAAGCGCAAGAACAGCAGCCCCUCUGCCAUUUAACAUCUUCAUCGUGGAGGAAAGCGACGUCAAUGCUGAUGUUUUGUCUUAGGAGCUGAAUUAGUGUCUCCAGACUUUGAAACUUUAGUGGAAUGUCCGUUCUAAGACCUGCGGCUUCUGAAUCACUACACACGGCUGUCUCAGCAUUUAAAAGGGCACCGUUUCUCCUCACAAGAUCAUCGAGACUCAAGAAGAAGUGGUGACGUUCACUCAGUAAGGAUCCUAAACAACAGCUGAACAUAGUUUUUGGUGUUUUAUCAUACUGGAAGGACUUUUCUUUCAUCUUGGAGUUGAGUCUAGAAGAAUUCAUCCUGCUUCAUUCAACUGAAAAAAAGAAAAGAAUUUGGCCUAGAAAGGCUAAGAUGGUGCUAGGUACGAUGGCAUGAAUACUUUGUUUUUAGGGUGCAGUAAAGCUUCUCCCCCCCCAACGUCUAAGUUUAAAUAUUGUUAAUUUCAGAAAUUUGCAGAAUUGAUGUCACCUCCCCAUAUUUUACAUCAGGGCCAAACAAUCUUAUGUAAAUUAAAGUGCUGUUAAUAUUUCACUAAUCAAACCUGUUGCAGAAAGUACACUUUCCUCCUAAUACAGUCACUUUUAAUUGUG
Messenger RNA from Archocentrus centrarchus (flier cichlid), 3609 nucleotides. It is a transcript of the gene ireb2, whose product is annotated as iron-responsive element binding protein 2. The transcript has 22 exons. The record is from RefSeq and is a predicted model, not a curated record. The coding region runs from base 42 to 2957 and encodes 971 amino acids. NCBI's taxonomy places the organism in Eukaryota, Metazoa, Chordata, Actinopteri, Cichliformes, Cichlidae.